This is a messenger RNA of Sphaeroforma arctica JP610, 127 nucleotides long. RefSeq lists its product as hypothetical. The record is from RefSeq and is a predicted model, not a curated record. Lineage: Eukaryota; Ichthyosporea; Ichthyophonida. The transcript has a single exon. The annotation marks the transcript as partial.
AGAGGUGACUCCAUCAUUCGUGCUGAUGGAUGUUCAAGGCACUAGUGUGGUGCUUUUCGUAUACUCUCUGCAACCAGACGGCGAGGUCAAUGUGUCUCGAAUCGACUUCAAGAAGACAGCACAAUAA